Molecule: messenger RNA, 5456 nt
Organism: Pararge aegeria (speckled wood butterfly)
Lineage: Eukaryota; Metazoa; Arthropoda; Insecta; Lepidoptera; Nymphalidae
Gene: Liprin-alpha
Product: liprin-alpha-1
Exons: 24
Coding region: 272-3613 (1113 amino acids)
Biological process (GO): synapse organization
Cellular component (GO): presynaptic active zone
Molecular function (GO): protein binding
Source: RefSeq, a predicted model, not a curated record
UGCCGCUUGUACCGUGAUAGUAUAGAAUCGUAGGAGUUUUAAGUUUUAGGUGUGUCUUUCUUAUUAUCGAACUAUAAUGUCUCGUGAAAUUUUGACUACAACCUCGUACGAAUACAUCGACAAUGUGAAGCAACGUCCUCACGUUUUGUGCGCUAGAUUUAGGUAACAUUUGUGCCGAAACAUAUGUAAAACGGUGUGAAAAAAAUCAUUUUAUGUUAUUCGGUGUAUCGUGUAUUAUACGAUAAGUAUUCUGGUUUGGUGUUGAAUUAAAAUGUGGAAUAUGAUGUGCGACGUGAUGCCUACGAUAGCUGAAGACAGUAUAAGUCAACGGAGUUCGCAGUUUUCCGGGGAGGAUGCGAAUUUCGAGCAACUCAUGGUGUCUAUGCUGGACGAGCGGGACAAGCUGGUCGAGAGCCUGCGGGAGAACCAGGAGCGGCUCGGGGACACGGAGCAGCGCCUCAAGGAGGUGGAGAAGGAGCGGGACUCGCUGCAUCGCCAGAUAGCGGCGAACUUACCUCAGGAAUUCGCGACCCUCACGAAGGAGCUCAACCAGGCGAGGGAGCAGCUCUUAGAAAGAGAAGAGGAAAUAUCAGAACUGAAAGCGGAAAGAAACAAUACCAGAUUACUCCUAGAACAUUUAGAAUGCCUAGUAUCAAGACACGAGCGCUCAUUGCGCAUGACCGUUGUAAAGCGGCAGGCGGCAGCGCAGUCCGGGGUCUCCUCAGAGGUGGAAGUGCUGAAGGCCCUAAAGAGUCUCUUCGAGCACCACAAGGCGCUGGACGAAAAGGUUCGAGAAAGAUUAAGAGUUGCGUUAGAAAGAAAUACAGCGUUAGAAGAAGAAUUGACCUUAACCAAAGAAGAAUUACAACAGUACAAAGCGUCUGGCACGCAAGACCCAGAGAAGCCAAAAGAAAAUGGCGCCGUUUCAACGGGCUCGCCCGAACAGAACGGCGAGCAGUUACAGCCUAAGGAACAAAGUAGUGUAAACGGCGAAUCGGAGAACAAGAAACUCACUGAGCUCCAAAACACAAUCGCUAAACAGUCAGCUGAGUUAAGCUCGUGGCAGCGCCGGGUCGCGGAGCUGAAUAAUAAAGUGACGGAAUUAGAGGAAAGACUUGGCAAGGGAGAGAAGGAGCUGGUCAAGAAGCAGGACGAAUGCGCCAAGUUACAGCGCGAUCUCAGGGAAAACGUCGCACAGAAGGAAGACCAGGAGGAGAGGAUAACAACCCUCGAGAAGAGGUACCUUAACGCGCAGAGAGAGUCAACGUCGCUGCACGACCUCAACGAGAAGCUCGAACAGGAGCUUCAGCACAAACAAGCACAACUCAAGCUCCAAGAAGAGAAGAUCGCCGCCAUCGAGGAGAAGCUUGAACUGUCCACGCAGAAGCUGGCCCAGAUGUCGUCGCUACCCGAGAUGGAAGAGCAGCUCAAGGCGAGGAUGGAAGCCCUCAACCAGGCGCAAGAGCGGCACGGUUCAGCGGAGGACCGGAUCCAGAGGCUAGAAGCCAGCGUGGAAGAGAAGAACGCGGAGUUGAUGCGGCUGAACCAACGGUUGCGGAUGAAUGAGGAACACAACACGAGGCUGUCUGCGACCGUUGACAAGCUUCUGUCUGAAUCCAAUGACAGGUUACAAGUGCACUUGAAAGAAAGAAUGCAUUCACUAGAUGAGAAGAACGCACUAACGCAAGAAUUGGAGAAGACGAGGAAGUACGCGGACGAACUGCUGUCAGAGAAGGCGGAAAUACUAAAGGAGCUGGCCAAGUGGAGAAUGGAAACUGAACAGCUGAAGCGGCAGAUGCUGCAGGCGGAGAUCGCGUUCAACAUCCAGCAGACGGACGCGCUCACCCGCUCGCUGUCGCCCGCCGCCGCGCCGCCGCCGCACGCGCCGCCCGGCGCACUGUUCCAGCCCAAGUUGGACGGCUCGUGGGAGAAGUUACAGCAAGCGCACGUGUUGGCCAACGUCCAACAAGCCUACGAUGUCGCCAGCGACGCGGAGAACGACGAGUCGGAGGGCGCGGAGGGGCACACGGACGCGGCGGCGCUGGCGCUGAUGCUACAGGAGCAACUCGACGCAAUCAACACGGAGAUCCGCCUCAUCCAGGAAGAGAAGCAGAGCACCGAGGCCCGGGCUGAGGAGCUGGAGUCCAGAGUGAGUAUUGUGGGCAGCUACGAGCAUAUGAACGUUGUUUCAAGACGCGGCGAGUCACCACCGCCCGCCGCGUCGCCAUCUCGCCCGAACCACCACAAAUAUCACACAUUACAGCUAUGUGAGGAUAUGUCGGGCGUUAUUCCGGGCGAGGGGGCGGAGUCCCCGGUCGGUAUGGGCGCUGGCGCCAGAGCUCUGCGGCUGGAGCGGGCGGCGAGAGCAUUACACGCGGAACGAGAUAGACUGAGAUCGCACUACCCCACGCCAUAUGACUCCUCGAGUCAAGAGUCGCUAGGCGGUGUAGCCAGCAAUACGGGCCCCAGCGGCGCAUGGGGCGGGGCUUCCCCGGGUCUGCCGCGCGGGGUGUCGUCCACUGCUUCGGCCGUGUCCAUAGCAUCCAUGCACCAGCAGAAGAAACGCGGAAUCAAGAGUUCCUUAGGUAGAUUCUUUAGCAAGAAGGAGAAGGCUGGUAUGCCGCUCCAACAAGGACAAAGUCCAAGGUCACUCGCAUCAGCAUCUUCAUUAGGUCUUUCCUCACUGGCGGAUGAAUCGACAGAUGGUCUCUCAUCACACAUGCAAGCUCCUUUACAGCACCAGGACUACGCUAGGACUAAGACCAAGGAACGGGAUUACCGACACGAGUUGCUCGGCGAGGCGAUGCGAGCUGGUACGCCCUUUGCGCUGUGGAACGGGCCAACCGUGGUGGCGUGGCUGGAACUGUGGGUCGGCAUGCCCGCGUGGUACGUCGCUGCGUGCCGUGCGAACGUCAAGUCUGGAGCUAUCAUGUCGGCGCUGUCGGAUCAGGAAAUCCAAAGAGAAAUUGGCAUCAGCAACCCGCUGCACCGGCUGAAGCUGCGGCUGGCGAUACAGGAGAUGGUGUCGCUGACGUCGCCGUCGGCGCCGCGCGGCACCGCGUGUGCGGCGCUCGCCUUCGGGGACAUGAACCACGAGUGGAUCGGCAACGUGUGGCUGCCCUCGCUGGGCUUACCGCAAUACAGAACCACGUUCAUGGAGUGCUUGGUGGACGCGCGGAUGUUGGAGCACCUCACCAAGAGAGACCUGCGGACGCAGCUGAAGAUGGUCGACAGUUUUCACAGGACGUCGCUGCACUUCGGCGUGGCGUGCCUGAAGCGGGUGGGCUACUCCGUGCGCGCGCUGGACGAGCGGCGCCGCGCGGCCGAGCUGUGCGUGCGCGACGUGCUGGUGUGGACCAACGAGCGCCUGCAGCGCUGGCUCGUCGCCAUCAACCUCAAGGAGUACGCGAACAACCUGUCGGAGAGCGGCGUGCACGGUGCACUCAUCGCGCUGGACGACAACUUCGACGCCAACAGCAUGGCGUUGGCGCUGCAGAUACCCACGCAGAACACACAGGCGCGACAAAUCCUCGAAGUGGAAUACAACAACCUCCUCGCAUCCGGCACGGAGCGGAAGCCGCGCGCGCCGCACGACCACGUGCCGCCCUCCUGACACCACACCAUCAACUAGGCGGCGCGCGCCGCUGACUGCUAGUACUAUGUGUUGGACGUUACAGCUUGUGUUACACGAAUGCGGUUCAUUUGUACCACGCGAUCCCGUCAGGACGUGCAGUGUUUGAUAAUACGAUUCCGAUUGUAGUGCCAAUUACUUUUAAUGGUAUAGGAAUACUAAAAUUUCUAAGUACCGUCGACGAACACUAAUUUUCCGUAAAAUAUUACAAUUUAUUGAUUCGCCAGGAUACUCUGAUGUAGAGUGACCUUGACCUUGUCAAAACUUGGUUUAGGAAUACUGAACAAAUACCGUCGUCGAUCCAAAAACAAUAUUCCAACAAUGCGAUAACGUUUGAUCAAGGACACUGAUGUAGAGUGACCUCGGGUGAUCGAAACCCAAGGUCAAAAAUGGUACGACGCGUAUUUUAUUGGUUUGGUAUUGUUUUGGUUUUCACCUUUUUUACCAUACCAACUACUGAGGAACUAUAGUCAGUAUAUUAUAUUCGAUUCUGUUAUAAAUACUGUUCUGUGCUUAUUGAUACGAUUACGAUUGUAGUGCCAAUUAAUAUUAUGGUAAUUUAAAAAUUCAUAUUGCCAUAGAUUCCAAAAACGAAUUCGUAAGAUAUAACAAAAAUACCUACAUCCAAUUCCCAAGGAAAUUUUUCCAUAUGUACUUCUAAUUCCCAUUAAUUUGGCCGUGAAAUGUAAACUUGGUGGUGUUUAUUUACACUACAAAAAGAAGAUCGGCAUAGUGAACUUCGUAGUCGAUUCCUAUAAAUAACUGUUGAUAUUCAGAAUCAUCAAAGUAUGUUCCUACUUUUUACCAAAAUUCUUAUAAUAACGUUUUUGAACAUUUGAAAUGAAUGAAAAAGUUAUAAUAAAUUGGUACUUCAAUAUGAAUCGUUCAUCACUUUAAUAUCUUAUCGAUUAAAUUGAAAAUGUUAGUUGAUUAUCUCUCAAUCUACAAGAAGAGUUCAAAUUAAUGCUAGCAUACAUUAUCAGAGUUCUGGUUGAACUCCAUUGUCUUUGUAAAUGUUACUUAACUAAAGUUUUCAACAAAAUUUGAAAGGAUAAUAUUCUUCUUCUUUGAAUUUUUUACCAUAGAGCAAGUUGAUUUUUUUUUUGCAAAUAAUUUAUCCUAAAUGAGUUUUACUGUUUUACAUAAGGGAAAAUGACGUCGCCUUGUAAUGAAAUUGUAAAUAAUUGGUUUUAUUUGUAUGUAAUUUAUUUAAAUUUACUAGACAUGUGUAUCAACAAAUAGGGAAAAGUGUACUACAAAAUAAUAUUCUCCUAAUGUAUGAAAAUUUUACUAUGGUCUAUGGUCUGAUCGUCUUUUAGUAAUAUGGCAACAUUCUUAGAACGGCGCCUAGCUAAUAAUCAGGGCCGCGACUAUCAAUGAGAUUUUAAUCGUAACCAAGCAUUAUAUGCAUUAUGUGAUAAUUGUGACAUAAAAAGAGAUAUAACAUGGCAUAACAUGGUCAACACACAAAAAACAACACUGUUUAAGUCAGCAGUUCCGGGUUAGAUUACCAUAAGAUAAGGGUAUAAGCUGAUAUACAUCUUACCACAUAACACGUUUCCAUCUAUAUUUUAGCUAAAAAUAUAAGAACUUUCACGAUUUGACGUCACAAAUAAAGUUACGAUUUGAAAAUCCCAGCGAUAAUUUUAUGUACGGUCUUUUGUAUGCAAAGACAAUAAAAAACAAGUUGCAAAUAAAAAAAUAUUUUUUUCUAGUCAAAUUCACCGGAAACGUCACAACUAAGUGUGUUGCCACAUUUUUAUAAAGAGAAAACGCGUUGUUAUUAUUACAAUAAUAAACUCUCAUCUGUGUAUAAUAAUUGAAU